Messenger RNA from Cuscuta europaea, 1416 nucleotides. The record is from the annotation of a GenBank genome assembly. Lineage: Eukaryota; Viridiplantae; Streptophyta; Magnoliopsida; Solanales; Convolvulaceae.
AUGUCCGGUUUAUAUACGCUAACAGAACGCGAAGAUGGGAGUUUGACCCGGGGUCCAUUCCAUUAGCUAGACCUCACCCGCACUACGGUAUACCUCCAUCCACCCAACAGCAUCAUCGCUUCUUCAGAAAGAACCAAAACCUGAGAAGAGGCGGCGACUCCCUCCAAUCACCUAAUUUUAUUCCGACGGACAGCGACCAACGAUGGCUGAUCGGCAGGCUGACGUCGACUAUCUGUUUGCUGCUCUCAAGAGCGCUAUUCGCCAGCCACCUCCUGCUGCUAGCUGCAUUGACGUUGACGACACUGAGGAGGACGAGGAGGAGGAAGAUGAUUAUGACGAAGACGAUGAGUACAGGAGGAUCGAUGAUGACUAUGGACAGGCGGAAUUGGCAUGCCCGUUUUGUUCGGAUGACUAUGAUGUUCUGGGAUUGUGCUGUCAUAUUGAUAGUGAGCAUCGUGUGGAGAUUAAAUCCGGGAUAUGUCCAUUCUGUGCUUCAAAUGAGGGGAUGAGCAUGGCUGCACAUGUGAUUUCACAACAUGAAAAUAUCUUGAGGGCUCUUGCUAAAAAGAAGCUUCAGAACAACAGAGUGCAUUCAGGUAUAUCGUCGCUGAGGAAAGAGUUGCAGAAUUUAAAUUUGCAUCAUCAUCUCAAGGAGUUCAGUCGAUCUGAUUCAUCCUCAAAUGCUGGUGCUGGUGGUGAUAGUAUGAUGCUAUCAUUUGUCAACAACCAACAAUCAUCUGGCAGGGUUGAAACCACACCAGUUAAAAAGACAGAUCAAACAAGCUUACUUGAAACAAGUGAGGAAAAAAUUAUUUGUGAGAGUUUGAUUCAUUGCAGAGGUGGCCAAGUUGCUAGUAGAAUGGACAAGAAGCAAGAGGAGAAGCUCCAAAGAUGUGAAUUUGUGCAUGAGAUAUUGUUAUCUACCAUGCUGGAUGACUUUUUAUGAGAGAAUAAGGACACUCUUAUGCCCGGAAGCAAUCAAUCCUUUGCAUAUGCUAAGCUUGGAGGAUUCUUGAUUAAAUGAAGCAGUGUGCUAAUACAUUAGCAACAAACCAAUAUGGUGCAAAUAUAUUGUAAUCUGAUCGACUAAAAGUUGAUCAGCUUGAGAAGUAUAGCAAUCCCCCAAGCCCUUUGAAGCAGCCCCUGCUCUGUUAUUCUUUCUUUGUUUGGCUCUAGCAUAAGUGUCUGAUUAGAAUCACAAUGAUAUUGUAAUUGGUGACUACGGGUACGAGAUGCACUCCGUAUAUUGUAAGUCACUAUUAAGAGUUCAAACCAAAAAUACAUUAUCUUUCUUAGUUUUUAAUUAAAUAAGUAUUAGUUGUUGCUGCAAAUUCAGGUGCAAUCUCUACAGCUUCUUUAAACAUCAUAUAUCUAGAUUUUUUUAUUUGUUACUAAAGUUCGAUUUCUAAGUUUGAA